Molecule: messenger RNA, 1185 nt
Organism: Aspergillus tubingensis
Lineage: Eukaryota; Fungi; Ascomycota; Eurotiomycetes; Eurotiales; Aspergillaceae
Product: SNARE domain protein
Exons: 1
Coding region: 1-1185 (394 amino acids)
Source: RefSeq, a predicted model, not a curated record
AUGCGCAAGAGACGUCCUAUACUGAUCCGCCUCCUCAAGCAGAUGUUGACCUCAUCUCCGAGGCGGGAAGCCCUUCCCUUCGGCUUCGUCGCCGAUGUGCUCUUUCAGAUCAUCAUCAAUGGCGAGGUAAAUACCAUCUUGACGCUCUGCCGGUUGAACCGCGCCACAUACGAGACCAUCAAGAUGUUGGAGCCGCAUAUCUGUGGCUGGUUCAUGCGCUUCCAUGCGCUGGAAUUCGACCCUAUUCUUACCCUUAACCCGUGGACGGGAGAGCAGAGCGCACUAACUGUGCACUCCCUCGUAAGGUUCUUCCAGCGCCACAACAUCGCCAAGGACUUAUCACGACAUAUUGUACCAUCAGUGUGGGGACCUUUCUGCGAUGACGGAACUCCAGAGAUGAACUUUGAAGCGGAGUUACGCCUUGCCAACCGGUUGGAACGAGGGUUACACGUCCUCUUUCACAUGGCCGACAUUGCGCGUGACACCGAAAGGCUGAAGCCUAGCAGGAAGCCACUGGCCCCUGUUGUCAGUGGGCGUCUCUUCGUGCUCGGCAAGAUGUUGGACGAGUAUGAUGAGCUUCCCCAGCACAGGAAACAGUUGAUGUCAUUCGAAGAGUACACCAACCACGUCUAUACGGUUCUAAAGUGGGGAUAUGUGGAGGCCGAUAUUGGCCGCAGGCGGCUAGAGUUCCGAGGAUGGCUGGACGAACAGACCGAGAUCGACUUUCACGCGUCUCUGCGAAUGUUGCGCGAGCUCAUGGAGCGUAUGCUUCUCCGCCACGGCCCCAAGGACUGGCACCGCGACGCCAAGAACGAAUAUAGCGUCAUAUCCUGGUUUCUCCUGAAACAACCGCCACGGUCACUGGCGAAGCUGUUCUUGAGUCCUCAGAACGACUGCUGCGAUCUUGAUGUGAAAGCUACUGAUUGCGGUGUUAGGAAGUGCCAUUUCUCAGACCCGCUCGACAACUACUGGAAAGCCUGGAAGAAUGUGCCCGACCUAGGCUGCCAGGAUUGUGACUGCAAGCGACGAGUCAGAAGUUGGAGCGUCAAGCCUGCACUCAUUGAUGCCCGAGGAAGAGAGUUUAAUCGUGCUGCAGAGCGAUACCUGAGGGAGAUGUGGAGUCAGCGACACGUCGGUCUCCAUCGUGCUUUUACCAUGGGCGUUUUCACCACAGUUAUUGGAUGA